Kwoniella shivajii is the source of this 795-nucleotide messenger RNA. RefSeq lists its product as uncharacterized. Bases 1 to 795 code for a protein of 264 amino acids. The record is from RefSeq and is a predicted model, not a curated record. Gene Ontology annotation, molecular function: acetate transmembrane transporter activity. NCBI's taxonomy places the organism in Eukaryota, Fungi, Basidiomycota, Tremellomycetes, Tremellales, Cryptococcaceae. The transcript is spliced from 5 exons. Gene Ontology annotation, cellular component: plasma membrane.
AUGGUAAACGAAUCCAAGAUCGCCGCUGAACACGGUUUGGGAGGACACGAUGCCGCUUCUUCUGAUGGCACAUACAACAACGGUAACGGCAAUGGCCAUGCAGGCGGUAACAAUGGAUAUCAAGGUGGUGGUGGACCAAUGUCAAGAUUCAUAACUCCAGGUGGUAAUCCAGUAGAUACAAGUCAACCCGCUUUCCCAGUCUUCCACAGAAAAUUCGCUAAUCCCGCUCCAUUGGGUUUGAUUUCUUUCGCCGGCACUACAUUCCUCUUAUCACUUUUCAACGUAUCUGCAAGAGGUGUCACUGUACCCAAUGUGAUCAUGGGUAUGGCAUUAGGUUAUGGUGGUUUGGUUCAACUUAUCGCAGGUAUCGAAGAAUGGGCUUGUGGAAAUACUUUUGGUGCAACCGCUUUCUCCUCUUACGGUGGUUUCUGGAUUUCUUUUUCCACUCUUUACAUUCCUCAAUUCGGAGUUGUAGCCGCUUAUACCGAUAAAACUAUGCUUUCCAACGCUUUGGGUUUCUACCUUACCACAUGGGGUAUCAUCACUUUCAUCUUCCUUUUGGCCUGUUUAAGAUCUUCAGUGGCCUUAGUAUCUCUAUUCUUCUUCUUGGAUAUCACUUUCUGGCUUCUAGCCGCUGGUGAAUUCGCUGAAUCAGCUACUGUUCACAAAGCAGGUGGUGCUUUCGGUAUUCUUACAGCAGCUAUCGCAGCUUAUACAGCUUUGGCAGGUAUGCUUACCAAGGACACCUCUCACUUCUUGAUCCCAGUCGGAAAUCUCGCAAGAGCGAGCAAGUAA